CGCUUUGAGCGCCCGGCCUCAGCGCCGGCUCCCGCGCGCGGGUAGGAGUGGCGCUCAGUGGAGCGUCGUCCGCGGUUUGCGAUUCCCCCCAGGACUCGCCAGAGCACGGCCACUUCCUUCUUUUUGCCCACGCUAGGGACCUAGUCCUCUGCUGGCCUGACUUCCCGUUAGGGUCUCUGGCCGCGUGGCUGCCCAGCGUGACUUACCUUCAGGGCGCGGUCGCGGGAACCUCGCGCGGGAGCUCUGUGCCCAUGAAGAUCUCGCUGGCGACUCCCCAACCCCGCCACCAUGAACGGGGCCCUGAUCCCCCAUACGCCCAUCGCUGUGGACUUUUGGAGCUUGCGCCGGGCCGGGUCCGCACGGCUCUUCUUUCUGUCCCACAUGCACUCGGACCACACGGUCGGUUUGUCUAGCACCUGGGCCCGGCCCCUCUACUGCUCCCCAGUCACGGCUUACCUCGUGCAUCGUCACCUGCAGGUACCUAAGGAGUGGAUCCGGGCCUUGGAGGUUGGCGAGAGCCAUGUCCUGCCUCUAGAUGAAAUUGGGCGAGAGACCAUGACUGUAACCCUCAUUGAUGCCAAUCACUGCCCUGGCUCUGUCAUGUUUCUUUUUGAAGGAUACUUUGGAACCAUCCUCUACACAGGUGACUUUCGGUAUACGCCUUCCAUGUUAAAGGAGCCAGCCCUGAAACUGGGGAAACAGAUCCAUACCUUAUACCUAGACAACACCAAUUGUAACCCAGCCUGGAUUCUUCCUUCCCGACAAGAAGCUGCCCGCCAGAUUGUUGAGCUCAUUCGAAAGCACCCCCAGCAUAACAUAAAGAUUGGACUCUAUAGCCUGGGAAAAGAGUCACUGCUGGAGCAGCUGGCCUUGGAGUUUCAGACCUGGGUGGUAUUGAGUCCUCGGCGCCUGGAGUUGGUGCAGCUGCUGGGCCUGGCAGACGUGUUCACAGUGGAGGAGAAGGCCGGCCGCAUCCAUGCGGUGGACCACAUGGAGGUCUGCCAUUCUGCCAUGCUGCACUGGAACCAGACCCACCCUACCAUCGCUAUCCUUCCCACGAGCCGGAAGAUCCGCCACUCCCACCCCGACAUCCACGUCAUCCCUUACUCUGACCAUUCCUCUUACUCGGAGCUUCGGACCUUUGUUGCAGCGCUGAAACCUGGCCGCGUGGUGCCCAUUGUCAGUCAGCAGCCCUGUAGGGACUACUUUCAGGACAGCCUGAGCCCCAGGCUCUCUGCGCCUCUGAUCCCAGACUCUGUGCAGCAAUAUAUGAAUUCCUCCUCAAGGAAACCAAGCUUCCUCUGGCUGUUGUUAGAAAGGAGGCUAAGGAGGCCACGAACGCAGGGUGUCGUGUUUAACUCCUCUCAGGAAGCUGCUGAUCAAUCUCAAGCUGACAGGGACUCAAAGAAGGCCAAGAAUGAGAACCUUCCUGGGGACCUUGAGAAGCAGGCUUCCCACCAUCCUUUGCAGAUCAAGAAACAGUUGUUCCCGGACCUCUGCAGCAAAGAAUGGGAUGGGGCAGUCCCUAUCUCUGAGUCCCCGAAGAUGGUGACUGCACGGACUGCGAGUCUUUCAGUGCACUUAGAGUCCACAGAUGAGGACUUUCUUCCUCUAGAAACUGGGGAAGAAAGUGGUGUAGCGCCCCACUUGGUACCCAGGGGAAACCAGGAUGGCUUAGCAGCCACAGGGAACCAGAACACCUGGCUGGGUGGGGAGUCUCUCCUGUCUCACAGCAGCAAGGCUGCCCCUCUCCUGGCUCCUGAGUUCAGGGGCCUGGCACUAAAAUACCUUCUGACUCCAGUGAACUUUUUCCAGGCACGGUUCUCUUCUAGGGACUUCGACCAGCAAGUGGAAAAAUACCAUAAACUCUUGCUCAGGUGCAGAGAGGAGAAUGCAGAAUGAUACCUUUGGUUGGUGCAGCCUGCAGUUUUAAAGACUGACUGUUGGCUGGUGAGGAGGUUUGUGACGGGCCUUACUUUCCUAUCUUCACAGGAUCCUUAUGGGCUCACCCUGUAGAAAUAUUUCUCAAAGCAUGUUCAUUGAAAUCCCAGUGCCUACAGACUUAUGAGUUUUAUGGUUGACUGUGUUUAAGAAACACUUCCCAUUACACCCCCUGCAUAGUAUACAUGAGCACACUAAAGGUUCUGAGAAAUCCUGCGGUAAUUUAAUCUGCUUAGCUUUAAUCCAGUAUUUCUCCACCUCUCUGGAACAUGCAGUCCUCUUAUGUGGGUGCAGAAAGAGAUGUGGUCUUAAUCUGAAAGGACCAGGUUAUUCCCAUUGUUUCUUGGUGGGCCAUGUGCCAUUCCCCAUGUCCCCUUCUCCCUCUUCCCAGAUCAAAGAACAUAAGUAGUUACGUUUUUGUUGUUGUUGUUUUAGUCAGGAACUGCACUGCUGGAGGAUAGUGGUGAUCCAGGCAGCACGUUCCAAUCCUGAAUGUCACUGACUUGCCAUGACCCCAUCAAAGAGACUUCCUCUCUUUGCCUCUGGGAGCAAACAGGAAGCAAUGAAGAACCCUGGAACAGGGGAGAGAAACUCCCCCUGCUUCCAUGAGAGUUUACAAUUAGUAUCACAGGCGACUUCUCUGGAACAGAGCCAGCUGGGGAAUUGGGCACCCCUUACCAAGGCCAUACCUGGAACCAGCUGAGCAUUAGACUUAGGGGUACAACGGCCUCCUGGCCGCCUGGAAGCUGUGACUCUUUGGCUGAAAUAAAGUUUUAAUAAAAGAUCAAAUGUGCUGCCAGAUA
This is a messenger RNA of Mustela erminea (ermine), 2744 nucleotides long. It is a transcript of the gene DCLRE1B, whose product is annotated as DNA cross-link repair 1B. The record is from RefSeq and is a predicted model, not a curated record. Lineage: Eukaryota; Metazoa; Chordata; Mammalia; Carnivora; Mustelidae. Gene Ontology annotation, molecular function: 5'-3' DNA exonuclease activity; damaged DNA binding. Gene Ontology annotation, biological process: protection from non-homologous end joining at telomere; double-strand break repair via nonhomologous end joining; interstrand cross-link repair. Bases 289 to 1902 code for a protein of 537 amino acids. The transcript is spliced from 4 exons.